AUGCAAACCAACCCGGCCAGAUCAGUCGACUCAAAUCGCGAAACAUCUUCUCCAAAUAUCUUAAAUAACGACGCUGGUAUGCGGCAUCUUGACAGCUCUGACGCCCUUGACGAGAAGCCUAAAAGAGGCUUUCGGUUUUGGGCCAUUAUUAUCGCGCUCUGUACGGUCUCUUUGCUCUCUGCCGCCGAGAAUACUGUUGUCGUCACCGCCCUACCUACGAUUGUCGAGAAGCUUAAUGUCGGCCAGGACUACGUGUGGAUUAGCAAUGUCUUCUUCCUAACUAGCGCGGCUAUCCAGCCUUUAUGCGGGCAAUUAUCCAACCUCUUUGGGCGACGUCACUUAGCUCUGUCUAUUGUCGCCAUCUAUAUCAUAGGCAGCGGGAUAUGCGGUGGAGCAAAAAACUCGGCUAUGUUAAUCGCCGGAAGAGCGAUCCAGGGCAUGGGCUCAGGCGGUAUUAACAUGAUCAUCGAUGUCAUUGUAUCGGAUCUCGUCCCAUUAAGGCAGCGCGGCAAUUUCAUCGCAAUAAUCAUAGCCAUAUACGGCAUUGGGACGACUCUAGGUCCAUUCCUGGGUGGUGUUAUCGUCGAAAACACAUCGUGGAGAUGGGUGUUUUAUAUAAACUUGCCUAUUGGCGGUUUAGCAUUCAUACUCUUAUUUUUAUUUCUCCGCGUUAAAUGGGAUAGAUCUACCACAGCUUACGAGAAAAUUCGGCAAAUUGACUAUAUCGGCAAUGGCAUUUUAAUUUCAUCCACAGUGUCUAUUCUAAUCGCUCUGACCUGGGCGGAUGUGUUAUAUCCUUGGAAGUCAUGGCAUAUCCUGGUACCCCUGAUGAUUGGGGUUGGCGGCCUUGUGUUAUUCGUCGUCUUUGAAGCCUUGCCCUUUGUAGCAGAGCCAGUCAUGCCCCUUCGUUUAUUUAGCAAUCGUACUGCUGUCAUCGUAUAUGUUAUCUCCUUUUUGAACUCGGCUGAGAAUUACUGGCAGUUCUUUUUCAUUCCGCUCUACUUUCAAGGCGUUCGGUUAUCCUCGCCCUCGCAGUCCGGCGUGGAAUUGCUAGUAUAUAGUCUCGUGGGGAUACCGGGGGCAGCUGUCGCACUAUUGAUGCUGUCUAGAUGGGGUAGAUACAAGAUCAUUCACAUUAUCGGCUCUGCCAUGUUCACCCUUGGGGUAGGCCUCCUUAGUAUCAUGGACCAAAACACCAGCACGGCGGCUUGGAUCUGGAUCAACAUAGUAACAGCACUGGGCACUAGCAUGCUCACGAAUACAUUACUCCCUGCUUUUCAAGCCUCGCUCAGAGAAACAGACCAGGCGGCUGCUACGGCAAGCUGGAAUUUUAUCCGAAGUUUCGGCAAUGUAUGGGGCGUGGCAAUCGCGGCGGCUAUCUUCAACAGCUUUACCGCAUCGUACGCGCCAAUGGUCGAGGACCCCAGAGCCAGGGCGUUGUUGAUGUCGGGGAAUUCGUAUGCAAGCGCGACAAAGGCAUUCGUGGAAUCGUUCGAGGAACCUGUAAGGCAACAAAUCAGGACCGUAUUCACGCUGUCCCUUCAGAGGGUGUUCCUGAUUGGAGUACCACUCUCCGGGUUUGUCUUUCUCUCAGUUCUCUUUGAAAAAGAAAUCAAGUUGAGAACAGAGUUAAAGACUGAAUUUGGUCUCGAAGGACGAGAUACCACUGAAUAA
This is a messenger RNA of Daldinia childiae, 1674 nucleotides long. Its product is annotated as putative transporter C3H1.06c. The coding region runs from base 1 to 1674 and encodes 557 amino acids. Lineage: Eukaryota; Fungi; Ascomycota; Sordariomycetes; Xylariales; Hypoxylaceae. Gene Ontology annotation, biological process: transmembrane transport. The record is from RefSeq and is a predicted model, not a curated record. The transcript is spliced from 3 exons. Gene Ontology annotation, molecular function: transmembrane transporter activity.